Tigriopus californicus is the source of this 7052-nucleotide messenger RNA. Its product is annotated as dynamin-binding protein-like. Gene Ontology annotation, cellular component: cytoplasm. The transcript is spliced from 18 exons. Bases 463 to 6915 code for a protein of 2150 amino acids. Gene Ontology annotation, molecular function: guanyl-nucleotide exchange factor activity; protein binding. NCBI's taxonomy places the organism in Eukaryota, Metazoa, Arthropoda, Copepoda, Harpacticoida, Harpacticidae. The record is from RefSeq and is a predicted model, not a curated record.
UUGUCUCAACAGGCUGUAACAGGCUGUACCAGGCUGGCCAUUGGUCGAGCUUUCUCUCAGCCUUUUAUGGAUGGCUUGCUUCGCCCUUCUUCCCUACAUCCUCGUCCGUGCCGUCCGUCAGGUAGCCGCCCUCCCUCGUUCCAAGCAAUGGAUGCUGCAAUGGACAGGCGGCCCAUGGUUCAUGAAUGGGUGACACCCGUGACACCGCUAUAGAGGCUGAGGCUCCCGGCCGGCCUUGAGUCGCCUCUGACGCUCACACCACCCAUGGCAGACCCCCAAUGACAUCACCGCGCUCGAGGUCCUAAAGCUCCAUCCCCCUCGACUUUGGGCGACCCGUCCCCAACCCGAUUCUUACAGCCAAGGGCAGAAUGGUCUGGCCCCAAUGUGUGUUCGUUUAGUGCUAAAAAUGAAGGCCUUAGGUUCGCCUGGCUUCUCUUGCGUUAGUUCGCUUAUUGACCCGCUAUGAAACCCGGGGAUGUAGCCCGGGUCAUCCGGGACUUUCUUACCACGCAGGAAGAUGAGUUGUGUCUGGUGGCUGGCGAUUAUGUUCAGAUUGUGUCCAUGUUGGACCGCCACUGGGCCUUGGGUCGUCACAAUCUCCGCCAGGGUCGAAUUCCCACCUCGCACAUCACGCCUGAAGAUAUUGGCCAAUUGCCUGAUCAUACGCGGCUCUUUGUGGCUUCGUCCACCUUUGAACCCGAACAAGAGGGUGAUUUGGCCUUGACGCCCGGUACGCUCGUGAUUGGUUAUGAGACCGUGGAUGACCAUUGGUUGCGCGGCUCAUCCUUAGGUGGCAACCACGGCACGUUUCCGCCCGCUUAUUGCUGGGAGUUGGAUGCCACCAACUAUGUGCCCGCUCAAGCUGCCCAACGGCAUAUGGUGGAGAAAUAUGCCCAAGUGGUCCAUUCUUUGCAAGCCCAACUGGCUGAAGAGAUUGAUUUGGUGGCGGGCGAGAUUGUCAAAAUUGUCGAGAUUAUCGAUCGCGAUUGGUAUCGAGGCGAAGCCAGGGGUCAAACUGGCAUCUUUCCCGCUUCGUUUGUCAAAAUCGUAGAUGCUUUCCCCGGGGAUACGCCCAAGGCGGAAGCCAACGUCAAACCGUACGUGGAAGCUAAUCAACACAAAGGAAACGAAUACAUGAACACACGCAACACGUUUGAAGUGAUGGAAAAGGGCUUGAAGUCCAUGGGACAACAGUCCAUGCUCAAAUCUGUGAUCAAUGGGCUUGAUGUGAAGCUGUCCGACUCUCUCGCGUCUAAUCCGUUUACUGUGCCUCCGAUCGAACUCAAGAGUGAAAAAAUCGCCCAAGAGCUUCUGCAAGAUGACUACUUCAAACAGAAUCUACCCUCAUCGUAUGGAUCCGUGAGUCUCACCCCGCCGCUCGAACAAGAUUACGAUGUGGAACAAAGUGUAUUUGGCGGCGACGUUGCCCGAUGUUCACAGGGCUUCAUGGAGAUGUCCAAUCAUUUGCGUGGCAUCACGGGUAAAUAUGGCUCACUGAAUGCGCCAGAGGAGAGGAAGCUUUUGAGCAACCCGGAUUACAACAAAGUGUCGGAGAAUCUAAGAAAGAACACUCAGUCAAUGCAACGCAUCUCUAGUCCCUCCGUGAUGGAUCGCAGUGCUUCGAUGGCCCACUAUAAUCGUUUCACGGAUAAUAUGAAGGUGUUUGAAACAGAACCAAUCACUCAAGACGGGUCUCAGAGACAGAGGCCGAACUUGGAACGUUACUCAAGGCUCUCGGAACAAUUCAAUCUUUUGAAACGGGGCCAUCCUACAGACCCGGAAAGAUUCAAAUCCCAGUCCUCUAGUCUCAUGAGCGCCCCAGACUAUAAUCGAAUGGACCAAAAUCUUGGCGUGUUCAAAAAACCUCGGGCAGCCACGCCAACCAAGCAAAAGACAGACGACCUUUUGGCGGACGAUUCGGAAUCGUUUCGAUACCAAAACAUCACCUGUGAAUCGGUUGGUUAUACCAUGAAUGAAGUCAAUGUCAAGCCUUAUGCCAUUACCCGGUUCAACUUUGUAGCCGAAUUCGAUAGUGAAUUGGGUUUUGCAGCCGGGGAAAUGGUCUACCUUCACCGUUAUGUCGAUAACGAGUGGCUGGAAGGCGAAAUUGACAACCAAGUUGGCAUGUUUCCCAUCCACUAUGUAAAUAUUAUCGUGGAUUGCAAUCAAGACGACUCGAGAUUGGGCAAAGGAACUGAGCCACCCUUUGGAAGUGACGGCAAUUCAACAACCACUUCGAGUGAAGUGUUUAAAAGCACAGCUGUGACUGUUCAUGAAAAUCUUGAUCCCGACAGUUAUCACCGGGUGCUAUAUAAUUUCCACGCUCAAAUUGAUGGUGAUAUUACUGUGGCCGAAGGCGAAGUUGUUCGCAUCAAAGAAAAGCAAUCCUCCGAUUGGGUGGAGGUCGAAAACUCGGCUGGUGAGGUGGGUGUGAUGCCUGGCAAUCAUUUGGAUCCGGCUUCAGAGUUUGAUGGACGAGCUCAGUUCGAUAUUGAACGUCUCAUCAACUACAAGAACCUGAAGGAGCACUCCACAUUGGAUACUCUCCCGCAUAAGACAGCGGUCAAUCCAGACCUGAAGUUUUUCGAUCCUCUGUGUAGUCCAGAUAAUGAAAUGAUGAAGAUCGAGCAGGAAAUGGAACGCAAGGCCAAGGAACCCGUAAUAAAAAAGCUGGAAGAAAGAAAAGCCAGGUCCGCAACCAACCCGUUCUGGUCCCAUCGCAAUAACAUGGUUCAAAUAGAGCCCAAACAACCUAAAGAUAUUGAAUCUCUAAUUCACACAAAUCUGACCAAACUGAGAAGCGACUCUCCCAAUCGAGGGGAUACAAUCGAUGCCACUUUUCACUCGAGAGAGAAAAUCCAAAUCUCACAAAUGGUGCUGGACGAGCUCCGAGGCAAAAGACGAUCUGAGGAGUCUUCUCCGCAAAUUGACGCCAACCUUUCACCCACGGACAGCGAAACCGCAAUGGAGAAUCAACCUCCUCCGGCCUUCACACCACCACCGAAGAUCCCGGCAAAGUCGAUCAAGAAGCGGCCCGCUCCUCCCAAACCCAACAAACCGUCAACUUUGGCUGUCAAGUCCAAUCAACCUCCUCCCGUACCGCCCCCUCCCCGGAAGGACGAGCCAUUGUACUCCCGAAUUCAUAAACUCGAGCGAGGUCAAUCCGUACUCAAGCGAGAGCCCCCUCAGCGCCCUCCAGGUCCUUUUCUAAAGCACUCAGUGUCCUUACCCGCAUCGACUGAUGAAGAGACAAUCCCUGAAGAAACGUCAGACGAAAUUCGAGGCGCUAAUCUAAUGACCAUAGAGGUGGAUAUCCACAAUGGACAUGCUUACGAUACACCAGAUGACGACGGACGAAGUCUUGCUUCGCCUUACGAUGAGACGCCUACGAAUGAAAAUCAGAGAACAAUUCUGCCCGCAGAAACUCAACCAACCAUCUUAACACGCCCUUCCUUACUUAACCAGGGUGAGACUUUUCGCUCGUAUAUCAACAAUAGCCCAAAAAUCUUGGGUCCGCCCGCAUUCCCUCCAGACAAAAAAAGUCCAAUGAGUCCCAGUCACGGACCAUCCUUUCCUCCACCCAAAGUGGCCUCCUUGCCAUGUCGGAGUGACUCCGUGGCCUCAUCCAUCAAAACCAGAUCGGUAUUUUACAACUCUGUAGCUUCUGAUCGAGGUGAUAGUCCUGUGGCAUUGGCUAGUUUGAACCAUAGCUACGAAACACUGAAUAUGUCGGAUUCUGGAAGCAAUCAUGAAGCCUCUUCGAAUUCCAUGAUGGGACCUCCACCCACACGUCGACUACCUCAUCGUCCAGCUCCGCCUGUGCCUGUCCGAGAACAAUUCGAACGCUCGAAAGAGAUACUUUUUAACAAUCCCAAGCGAAAAUUAGAUCUGAGGAUACCCGGGCACAAGAAGAACCUAAGGUUCCGGAAAAUUCACUCGCUAAAGCGUCAAAUCCUGAUCAAGGAGAAAUUGCUUGAGGAUCCAUCCAUUCCAAAGGAGCAAUUGCUUCGAGAACUAGACAUGUACCAGGAGAUUGCUGUGGCCAAGGGUCAGGAGUACGAUCACCUCAACUUGAAAAUGGACCAUUGUCAAGAGAGUAUUGAAACGUUAUCAGACGAGAUUCAACGCCUUCAAGCGUGUUUGGCCGACGAAGAGUUAAAAUUGGAAGAGGAUGCGAUUGAAGAAAACCGUCGGAAAGCUGAGGAUGAGAGUCGUAGGAGUCAACUAGCAGUGCAACAAAGAGAGGACUUCAAACGGAAGAAAGAGGAGAAAAUAAAGAAAAAUAAGGCACAAAGAGUGAAUGUGAUCCGGGAACUAGUUCAAACCGAACGCGAAUUUUGUCGUGACCUAAAACUCACAUGGCAAGCCUUUGGAUUGGAUACUCCUGAAAUCUUGGAGCAACGCGGGAUCGACGUGAAUGUGCUUUUUGGCAAUCUUCGCGAAGUAACCGAGGUGUCAGAGGAGUUUCUCAAAUCAUUGACCGAUGAAACUGAAAUCCACACUAAUGUGGGCGAGCAACUGAUUGGAAAGUGCUUCCUCCAAUUUGCUGAUCAGAUGAAGAAAGUCUACACGGAUUAUUGCAUCAACAACGACAAGGCUGAGCAGGCCUUGGAAAAGUAUGAACAAGUCGUGGAGAUCCAAAGCGUCCUUCAGAAAGGCGUCGAAGUGUUGCAAGCACAAGUCAGUUGUUUUAAUAUCGGAUCCAUUCUGAUCAAACCCGUCCAAAGAAUCUUAAAAUACCCUUUGAUAUUAAAUGAAUUAAUCAAAUGCACAGAAGACGACCAUUUGGAUCGUUCCGACUUGUUGAAGGCGGUUCAACUUAUGGGCGAAGUGGCUUCAUUUAUUAACGAAUCCAAGCGGAGAAAAGACAUUGUGGAGAAAUACAAAACUGAAGGGGAUAAGACCCUAACUCGGAAGAUUUCCAAGUUGAAUAUGCAUUCGAUUAAUAAGAAAUCCUCGAGGAUUAGUCAGAAGUUCCUCAACUCGUUUGGAGUGGAUCCCAUGGUAGGUCAUUUUGUAGAAACAGUGGAAAACCCAAAAACCGUACAAACGUUUUCCUUGGACACCCAAAGGUUCAAGGACCAACUCCACGAAGUGGCUGUCUCUCAAUUCAACGUGGCUGAGAAUGUGGCCGACUUGUACAAAGAGCGUGUUUCCACCCGAGAGGUCGAACGAUUUAGAUCAGCUCAGCGGAAUAUCAUCUCAACCUACUGGAAUCAAUACAACCUUUUACUCGAGACAAGGGUUAUGAAACCACUGCAAUCGCUUUUGGACAGUUUCCAAGGUCCCUUCAAGCUGAUCCAGAAACGCCAGGACAAACAUCUGGACUAUACGGCGAGCCUGCAGAAAUAUGAAAAGAACAAAGAUCCACUUCGUUCCAAGCCGAUGUUAGAUGACAAGGAAAAGUCAAGAUCCACGUAUGACGUCUUGAAUAGUCAACUUGUGGAGGAGUUACCAAAACUUUUGCACUUUGGCACGAAGCUUUUUGCCAAGUGCUUGGCGGAGUUUGUCCAACUAAGAAAGCUUUUCAUCGGAAGAGUGACCAGAGAACUAUUAUCCUUGAUGGACAUUUACAAAAGACGGUUGCCAUUGUUGGCCAACACAAGCGGAGAUAUCCUGGAAGUUUUUUUGGCCAAGCACGCUUUGGUUUGCAAUCAACUUGGGCGAUUCAGCUUCUCUUCCAAAGCCUUUAAGCCUGAAGACAAGAAGAAAUUAGCAGUUGGAUUGAAUUCGUCGCAUGGGCCAGCUUUAGGACAAGUAAAUGUGACACCACAAUCUGCUGGAAUUAGAACAUUUCUCCGGGGAAAAUAUGCCGCUGCUAAAUUGUUUCAAGCCAAGGAGAUGUACACGCCUAAGAAUCAGUUGGACAUUGGCGUUAAUGCGGGGGAUUUGGUGGGUGUGGUGCAACAAAAAGAUCCCAUGGGAAAUCGAAACCGGUGGUUCGUGGACAACGGGAUAACGCAAGGCUUUUUACCCUCGUGUGUCCUGAAUUCCAUCGGAGAAAAUGAUAUUGAAGCCCAAAAUGAAGCCGAGUCCCUCACAGAUAGACAUCCUCCCAGUCAAACUGAACCCAAUCACGCCUAUGAUGAUGUGGCUGACGAAAGUGAGGAGCCCCACCAUCUUGAUGCACCCCCUGCCGUCAAAGAGGACGCUCCCUCAAGUCCACCUGAAGAGGGAUUCCAACCUUCCCGAAAAGCUCCACCUGUUCCUAAACAAUUCAACAAAUCAUUCGAAAAUCAUGGCGACAACGAUAAAGGACAACAACUUGACAAUGACGAUCAAAACCCAGAAAUAGUUCACUCGGAUAAGUCAGAUAUUCGACGUUGCCAAGACACUUCAGUCUCGGAAACCACCAAUUACUAUCAUGAUAAAGCUAAAGAAGAUAAAACCUCGAUCGGACCGACAUCAGAAAAACCCUCUAACAACUACGGCUACGACGACUUAACCGCUUCGGAGGUGGCUUCUCAGCAAUCGCAAGACCUCAGUCCAAUUUAUGAAGAAAUCCAUGGAGGGUCUCGAUCAACAGUGUCAACAAGCAGUAGCUCAACUUCCUCCGGAGGUGCGCAAGGGGCAAGGGGCGCCCAAGGGAAGUUUCAUUUCUCUUUGUACGCAUUCACGGCCACAGACUCCACCAUGUUGUCUGUCAAACGUGGUCAAGUGGUGCGAGUCAUUCAAGUGACCUUGGGAGAGUGGUGGUACGUAGAGAACCGCGAGGGACUUCGCGGUUACGUACCUCACCUCUAUUUGAAGGAGUAUCCCUGUGGAGUGCCACAAAUCUCCACCAACGCAGAAAUUGAAUCUCAGGCACGUGGCAACGAUGAUGCGCCCAAAAUAAGUGUUCUUACUCAGUCCGGACCGAGUACAGGGGCAGAUAAGGAAGAAAACCAAGGAAACCAGCCAGUCAAUGAUAAAUGAAACAAAAAUAGCAACCUUUUGUACCCAUUUAAUGUCUCUCCUAGUGCUCUUUGAUUUUUCAUACUGGCUUGGUCGCAUGCUAGUCGAUUUUGUUUACACGAGAUUUUGUAUGCUUAUAAAACCAUCUUGUCAGAGAA